Molecule: messenger RNA, 2662 nt
Organism: Rhodofomes roseus
Lineage: Eukaryota; Fungi; Basidiomycota; Agaricomycetes; Polyporales; Fomitopsidaceae
Exons: 15
Coding region: 89-2452 (787 amino acids)
Biological process (GO): regulation of DNA-templated transcription; DNA-templated transcription
Molecular function (GO): DNA binding; DNA-binding transcription factor activity, RNA polymerase II-specific; zinc ion binding
Source: RefSeq, a predicted model, not a curated record
AGAAUUAUCCAGCGCUUCUGUGUCGGGGUUCACCGUGCAGCGGAAACAUAUCCAGUCCGUUCUUGUCGCCCGACCUCUCGCAUCCCGAAUGCUGUCUGUCACGUCCACCCAUCCCAUGCAAGGGCCCUCAGACUACCGCGACGGCGGGCCUCCAGCCAAGCGGCCCCGCCAGGACGACACGCUCGACGACACCGGCAGACCGUACAGCCUUGCUGGCCCCUCCGUCCAUGCCGAGGCGGACGCUUCGACGGACGCAUCCUCAAAGAGGAACAGGAAACGGCCAUUAUCCUGCGGAGAGUGUAGAAGGCUAAAGUUGAAGUGCGACCGUGUCUUUCCAUGUCAGUCAUGUUGCAAGAGAGGCUGUGCGGAGAUCUGCCCGGAAGGUGCUCUGACGGGAGGCAAGGGCAGCAGGUUUAUUCUUGCCAACACUGAGCAACUCCAUGACAAGAUCAAGUCCAUGGCUGAGCGCAUCCGCUCGCUUGAAGAAGCCCUUGGUCAACUGCAGUCGCAGCACUCGACCGAGGGUCAUCCUCUCCUGCGGCAAGAGCUCCUGGCGAUCAAGAAGUCGCCCGAAUUGUUCGGAGUUGAGCGCAAUGACGCCCAGCAGUCAAACAAUCACGACCACAUCCGUCGCGACGACGAGGACCAUCCCAGCGUUGGCUCAUCGACCUCCCCGGGUGUUAUUCAUGACGAGUACGCUCCAUCGUCAUCAAAUGGGGCAAUAUCGAGUCUGUCCCAUCUUGGCAUCCCCGAUGACAUCGCACGACUUAGCCAUAAUUGCCCUUUCCCUGAGGCUAUGCAUCCCGAGCUGAACCCCAAUCUGCGGCAGAGAAUCCGGGACAUGCUCCCUGAUCGCGCGGAGGGCCAACGAAUUUCUGAGCAAGCACGGCGCAAUGCAUUUUGGCAUUACAGCCCAGAUACCAGCGAAAGCUUCAUUCCCAACCUUGUCCACAGCGUCUAUACUACCCCGACUACGCAACUGCUUCCUCAUCGGCUCAGUCUAUUUCUGAUGAUUCUCGCCAUGGGCACUGCGGUCGAUUUGGGGCAGCGCCACGAACCUUAUGCUGCCGAACGGUACUACCAGUUGUCACGGGCAGCACUUUGCGAGACAAGCGUGCUGGACGAACCCAGCAUCGAUACCAUCAACGCAUUGUUCUACAUGGUUUGGUACAUACUCAUGUUCACCAACUUGAAGAACGCCUCCGAGCAUGCAUGGGGCAUCAUGGGCCUCCUGGCAAAACUAGCGCAAAGUCUCGGUCUCCACCGCGACGGCGUGGGCAAGAUGAUCCCCGAAGAGCUGGAUAAGCGGAAAGCACUCCUCUGGAACGUGAUGAGUGUGGACGUGCGUCUGGCGUUAAUGUUACGGCGGCCGCCGUCGCUCCACAUCCGUCAUGUGGACAUGAAGCAGCUGGCGUACAACUUCUUCGGCUCGCCGUGCGCAAAUGUGAUCUCUUCCUAUCAUGAAUGGAGAGACCAGUUUUCCGCCCACUGUCAAUAUCCCGUGGCCGAACUCAUCAACGCGACGCAACCUCCACGGUACUCAGAUGUUCUCGAGCUCGAUUCCAAAAUCCGUGACUUUGAAAUACCGCAACUGCUGCGCAUGGUCGACAAUGACGGGGUUGCACCACCACAUCCUGUGGGUAUGCAGCAGGCACUGACCCAGUGUAACCGCGAACAAACCCUGCUGAACCUGCACAGAGCUUACUUCACGUCUGCUCUAAAGGUCACAGAAGGCUACUCGAUGAAGCACAAGUACGCCCCAUCUGUGUUAGCGACAUACCACAGCGCAGUCAACGUCAUUUGGACCACAAAUACCGUCUACCAGUGGGAACCGGAGUUGUGCAUGCGGUUAUCCAAUCUGUGGUCGAAUGCCCUGUCAUGCUCGCUUGCAUUGUGCUUACUGCUCGGACGCGUGCCCUCAAGUCCCAUGUGUUCCCAGAUCCUCUCAGUACUGGAAAAUGUGUUGAGGCUCUUCCGAGAUGUAGCGCCCCGGUGUGAGACCGCGGCGAAGUCAAUCCAUACUCUGGAAGCAUGCAUCGACCGUUCCCGGGCGAUCUAUCGCAGCUGGCGUAGCGGCUCAACAGACCCUUGGGGCGAGCACGAAGGGGACACCGUCUGCGCGAUGGUCAUGCGCUCCGGGAUUAUGUCUACCUCAUCUCCGUCAUCACAUUCGUUGGAAGAGAGCCCGUUCGAGCACGCGCACUACUCACUAAAACGCUGCCACGAGCGAUACCUCGCUGCGGUGCCUCCCGGCUUUGUCGACCCGUAUCCCGGCCCGCUCGAGGCCUCCGUCGGGCUCGGGAUGACGCAGACGUACAACACGUCGGCGGAGCGCACGGCGAGCCCACCCGACCACGUCCACACCGCUAUUGGGGACGGCGCGGCGUCGCAGAAUGGGUACAUGAUCUUGGGCUCGGAUUCGCUUGACAGCAGUUUCAUGACUUGGCUCUAGAGGGCGCGUGUGGUAUUUAUCCUUGCGGACUUGUCUUGAUUAGUUUUCGUGUAGCUAGCUCAUCUGUAUUCUAUUCUUGCAUUGUUUCCUGGCAGCACCGCUCACGACCAUACCUCCUUGCUCUACAAUUGAUACAGUAUGAUUUACUGCACGAAACGUGCGUUAGGAUCGAUGACCUACAAGAAUGUUGUAUGAAAAUUGUACCUUCUU